Molecule: messenger RNA, 1287 nt
Organism: Hydra vulgaris (swiftwater hydra)
Lineage: Eukaryota; Metazoa; Cnidaria; Hydrozoa; Anthoathecata; Hydridae
Product: type-1 angiotensin II receptor
Biological process (GO): neuropeptide signaling pathway
Cellular component (GO): plasma membrane
Molecular function (GO): neuropeptide receptor activity
Source: RefSeq, a predicted model, not a curated record
AUGACGCAAGCAAAGGUGAAGAGAAACGAGGAAAGACAUCAGUUAUAUGAGAAAAAGCGGAAAGCUACGGAGGAAACAAGCAAACAAGAAAAAGCAUGCAGAAGUCUGCAUUAUAUGAAUGCUCUAAACGCGGAUGAUGUUCAAGGAAGACUCGGAAGACCAAGAUCAAGACUUCGUUGCUGCGGUUCCAAUAAUGCCAGAAACACCAACUUUAAGUUCAAAAACAACCCUAAUAGUCCAGGAGACAUGUUCCCGAAGAUUCCGAUGAAAAACUCAACUGAAAUUUAUGAAUCAUAUACACCUACCGAAAUCAUCAUUGUUACACUAUUCACAAUAAUUUUUGUUAUUGGUACCAUAGGUAACAUUUUUGUUUUCUUUUAUUUUGGAAUAAAAUUGAAACCUGCUUUUUCAACCUAUCCAAGCAGAAUACCAGACUUUUUAUUUUGUCUCUUAGCUAUAGUAGAUUUUGUUGCCUCUGUGUUCAAUCCGUUUUUAUACGUAUAUUGGACUAUAACACGUUAUAAAUGGUACCUUGGUUAUUGGGCAUGUAAGUUGCUUGUACCAAUAGGGACAAUUGCUACAACCAUGUCUAUCGGAAUAUAUGUCAUUCUGUCGUUUGAUCGCCAACGUGUUAUAUUGUAUCCAUUUAAAAGGCAUUUUAAAUUUACAUAUAUAAAAUUAAGUGUUUUUUUCGUUUUGAUAUAUGCACUAAUAGCGAAUACACACUAUGCACUAAAUCUUACUACAAAUGUUAAAAGUAGCAGUUGUAACGUACCUCACCCAACAAAAAAUGCGUACAAAAUACCCAGCUUUUUAUACUUUUUUUUCAAUGCUUUUACCCUUUUAGCCGUUGUUAACUUUACCAACUAUCGCAUAUUUUCAAAAAUGCUUAACUAUAGUCCAACAAGUACCUUAGCUUUAGGUGGUGGUGGUGUUACAAGCAGAAAAAAAGUCAAUAACAGAAUUGUUCGUUUGUUGGUUACUCUGACUUUAGUGUUCUUUCUUCUUACUUUACCACGUGAUAUAUUUCAGUUUGUUUACUUAAUAAGUUUGGUAAUUGGCAGAGGCUUCAAUAUAUCAAAAUCAAUGUUGACCUUAAACUCGUUUCUUAAAGUAAUGAACGUAGCACACUCGUCCGUGAACCCAAUAAUAUAUUAUUGGAUGCAUUUGGGUUUUAAAAGAUUUAUUAGACAAAGUUUUGGUCUUAAAAGAAUAUCUCGGAUUCGAAGAAGAACAAGCGAUUUAAACGGAACGGAACGAAUUUUGAUGUCAAGCCUGAGUAAAUAA